Messenger RNA from Malaclemys terrapin pileata, 3762 nucleotides. It is a transcript of the gene SYT14, whose product is annotated as synaptotagmin 14. NCBI's taxonomy places the organism in Eukaryota, Metazoa, Chordata, Testudines, Emydidae. The record is from RefSeq and is a predicted model, not a curated record. The transcript is spliced from 8 exons. The coding region runs from base 413 to 2881 and encodes 822 amino acids.
CAGACCUUGAUUCAGGAUACAAUGCAAAGAAGAAUUCACAAGACAAACUUUGUAUUGAAUAAAAUACACAUUUCCCCUUGUUUUGUUGUAUUUUUGAAAACAAAUACGCAUUGUAUUAUGGCUAGUUGAUACUGAACUUUGAUGAAAGACUACUUAUUUUGCAAUGGAAAAAUAUUGUUUUGAGCUAGUUGAUCUUGGCUUCAUUUCAAAGAUUUUUUACUUCAAUUUAUUAUUUCCUUCAGUACAUAUAGAAUUUUGGGCAAGAACAAAACUGCAGAAGCUGCAGGUUAUAUAGUAGGGUUUUGGACAACAAAACUAGAUAAAUGUAAAAUUGAGUCUUUUGGGUGGGUGACAAUUUUACAAAACUGAAGACCUUUCUACCAAAAAUAAUUUGUUGGUUAAGAUUGGACAAAUGGCAUUUUUCAAAAACUUUCAACAAAAUCUGAGCCUUCCUUCUGUGUCUUCUCUGGUUGACGCUCUUAGUAACGCUGUAGAUGAUCUGACCAGUGCUGUUGGAGAGGUCAGCUAUACUGUAGCUGAUUCAGUCGCAGAGCAGGUAACAAGCAUGAUAAAUGGCCUUCGCACAGAAGAUGAAAACUCUAGAAUGCAAGAGGAUAAAUCUAUGCCUAUUAAAGAGGAAAAUAUAACAUCAUUGGCAGAUUCUAAGGAAACUAAUAUGAAGGAAAAAAGAUGUGUUGAAGAAGAUAAACAUAAGCAGACUCAUUAUUCUGAUUCAUCAGAUUCUGUAAAACAAGAGUUGAAUCAAGUUAGAAUGUCAGUUCAUGUCCAGGACAAAAGAAACAAUCAAUUAAAACGGGGAGAUGCUAACAAACAUUCUAAUAAUAUGGAAGUUUCUGAAGACAUGAAAAAAGUAGGAAGACAUGUUAAAAGCAAAGGAGCCACUGGAAAUAAAUACUUGGAAAAUGAAAAGUUUUCAAAGGAUAAUAAUUUGAAUAGUAAUACAUUUAUAACAGAUGAAUCUAUUAUUAAAGACCCAGGCAAUGGGUUACAUGCAGUACUGGAAAAUUCUAAGGAUCACUUGCAUAGAAAAGUCAAAUCCAGGGCUUCAGCGAUUGAUUUUCAGGACCCCAAAGAGCAGCCCUGUACAGAUGGAUACAAGGAUUUAGAAGCAAAAGCAAAUGACGUACCAAAGCAGAGAUUAUCAGAGUCAAUUUUUAAAAAGGCACCAAGUGAUCAUCCUGAUUGUGUUAAUGAAGUAAAAGCAAAGAAAUACAAAACUUUUUCUGAUGGUAACGAACAAACCAUAAUGAACCAUGAAGAAAAUGCAACAACCGCAUUUUCUAAAGAAGGUAAAAAGAGAAACUAUAAGGAAUCAGAAAAGAUUUCAAGAGAAGUAAGUAGCAAGAAGACACCAGAAAAAGACAACUCGUACAUGAAUAAAGACCAGCAUGGUUCCUCCUCUGAAAGUGAAGACGAGGCAUUGGGUAAAUACCAUGAGGCCUUGUCCAGAACACAAAGUUCCAGGCCACCAAUGGUAGAUAGCAGACAGCAAAAAAAUUAUAUUUGGGAAACUAGACAAAAAUAUAGCCCUCUGUCUGCAGAGUAUGAUGGGUACAGUAGUGAAGCCUCGAUAGAUGAAGCAAACUGUAUUCAAAGAAUGAGAAGAACACCUCCACUGGAUGAACUGCAGCCUCCACCAUAUCAGGAUGAUAGUGGUUCUCCUCACCUCUCUUGUACACCCUCUGAAGUUGAUGACAGUAAAUGUGAAUUUUCCCACUGUAGCAACAGUCCAAGAUGUUCAUACAAGUGCCCAAGUGAAGGAAGCACUGGACAUGAAAUAGAAAGCUUCCAUAACAAAGGAUAUGAAGAGGAUGUACCCAGUGAUAGUACUGCUGUCCUUAGCCCAGAGGAUAUGUCAGCUCGAGGAUCAUCUUCACAGCUUCCUAAACCUUUUGAUCCUGAGCCAGUAGCUAAAUACGGCACGCUGGAUGCGACUUUUGACUAUGACUCACAAGAACAGAAGCUUCUAGUAACAGUGACAGCUGUCACAGACAUCCCAACAUAUAACAGGACAGGUGGAAACUCAUGGCAAGUACAUCUAGUUCUCCUACCUAUAAAAAAACAGAGAGCAAAAACCAGCAUCCAGCGGGGACCAUGCCCUGUCUUCGCAGAGACAUUCAAAUUUAAUCACGUUGAAUCUGAGAUGAUUGGGAAUUAUGCAGUUCGCUUUAGACUGUAUGGUGUACGUCGCAUGAAAAAAGAGAGGAUUGUGGGGGAAAAGAUUUUUUACUUAACCAAAUUGAAUCUUCAAGGGAAGAUGUCAGUACCAGUGAUAAUGGAACCUUCUUACAGUCUUUCUGGCUGUGACUCUCAAAUAAGCAUGUCAGAAAUGUCCUGCAGCGAAAGUACCUCCUCUUGUCAGUCCCUGGUACAUGGCUCAGCUCCAGAAAUCCUGAUCGGCCUACUUUAUAAUGCCACAACUGGAAGACUAUCAGCAGAAGUGAUAAAAGGCAGCCACUUCAAAAACUUGGCAGCAAACAGACCACCCAACGGACUGUUCUGUUGUCUAAAACACUUGAUAGGUGGACAGGUUUAUAUAAUCCGAGAUACAUAUGUUAAGUUAACACUGCUGAAUUCCAUGGGUCAGGAGAUGUCCAAGUGCAAGACAUCCAUCCGCCGAGGGCAGCCAAAUCCAGUAUACAAAGAAACCUUCAUUUUUCAAGUGGCACUAUUUCAGCUUUCAGAUGUGACGCUUAUACUGUCUGUGUAUAAUAAACGCAGCAUGAAACGAAAAGAGAUGAUAGGCUGGAUUUCUCUAGGUCUCAACAGCUCAGGAGAAGAGGAACUAAAUCACUGGACUGAAAUGAAAGAAUCCAAAGGACAACAAAUCUGUAGAUGGCACUCAUUACUAGAGUCUUAAUAGGUAGUACCAAGGGUCAGUUGUAGUUCCAGGGAGUUCCAUGUUUAACAAGACUGUCCCUUAGUCACCACCAAGAGAUCUGUUAUGGAAGUGACAAAUUCAACCUUCCACCUUAAAGAAUGCACAAUGUGCGAUGGAGCAGAACAUUUUACACAUUUUCUUCAAUUAAUUUGUCAGAUACCUCACUGGUGUCAGAUUAAACCUUUCUGUACACAGACGAGAGAGCAAUUGCUCCAUCCCCUUGAUGCAUUCAAUACUGUUUAGUUUGGGAUUAUUUUCUAUUUAGCAAUUCAAAUAUAUUUUAUGUAAAAAUCCCCAAAUUAUUAUAAAAUCCUCCUAUCACGUUGGGGUUUUUUAGUGCUCUUAUAUUUUUAGUUUCUGACCUGCCAACGUCCCGAUUUAGGGACACUGGCCUUUAAUACAAGAAACAAAUUAUUAAACUGUGAAACAAGAAAACCAAACAACAACAAAAAAUCACCUCCACUUGGGAAGAAAGCUUAAUAUUGAAUAUAUUGUUAUUUUAGAUUGAUUUUGUUUUUUAGGGCUUAGUUGAAUUAACUUUUCAUUUCUGAUGUGAAAUUAGUCUGAAAAACUUUAGGACUCAGAGGAAUCAGGUGAACUUUGACAUAAAAUAAAUGUUUCUUCAAUCUGUGACAGGAACAAGCUCCACAUUGUGGCAUAAAUUGGGUUUUUCCCCAUUUGCCUGUGCUUGUGCCUCACCCAAAGAGACCAGAUCACUGUUCUGGUCCCUUGCAAGUCUGUUUAGACAGGUUGUACUGUAAAACUAUGUAACUUUCUGUUGAAAGCACUUCCUGUAUUCAUGUAUUCCAAUAUAGGAAGCUUAUAGAGCACGAGUUUACUAAAAAUAUCUUUUCAUUAAA